AUGGCCACAACAAAAACUGCCAAGGGCAAGGCUGCCCAAUCAAAAGACAACAAGGCUAAGGCCGCGAAGAAGGCCGCCCUCCAGGGUGCCCACUCCACCUCGUCGCGCAAGACCCGGACGUCUGUCUCUUUCCACCGACCGAAGACUCUGCGAUUGGCCAGGGACCCCAAGUACCCCCGCAAAUCGAUUCCUCACGCCCCAAGAAUGGACCAAUUCAGAACUAUUGUAUCGCCUUUGAACACAGAAUCGGCAAUGAAGAAGAUUGAGGAACAUAACACUUUGGUCUUCAUCACUGAUAUCAAGGCGAACAAGAGACAGAUCAAAGACGCUGUCAAGAAGCUGUAUGAUGUCCAGGCCGCGAAAGUGAACACCCUCAUCCGACCCGAUGGCAAGAAGAAGGCCUACGUACGACUGACAUCUGACUACGAUGCUCUGGAUGUCGCUAACAAGGUACGUUUUCUGACGCAACUUAUCACGAACUCCCUCGAGGACUCACCUGAUAUAUUGUGA
Molecule: messenger RNA, 510 nt
Organism: Pleurotus ostreatus (oyster mushroom)
Lineage: Eukaryota; Fungi; Basidiomycota; Agaricomycetes; Agaricales; Pleurotaceae
Gene: RPL25
Product: 60S ribosomal protein L25
Exons: 4
Coding region: 1-510 (169 amino acids)
Biological process (GO): ribosomal large subunit assembly; translation
Cellular component (GO): ribosome; cytosolic large ribosomal subunit
Molecular function (GO): rRNA binding; structural constituent of ribosome
Source: RefSeq, a predicted model, not a curated record